Messenger RNA from Anopheles stephensi (Asian malaria mosquito), 6280 nucleotides. RefSeq names its product VWFA and cache domain-containing protein CG16868. Bases 561 to 5123 code for a protein of 1520 amino acids. The transcript is spliced from 4 exons. Gene Ontology annotation, cellular component: voltage-gated calcium channel complex. Lineage: Eukaryota; Metazoa; Arthropoda; Insecta; Diptera; Culicidae. Gene Ontology annotation, molecular function: voltage-gated calcium channel activity. The record is from RefSeq and is a predicted model, not a curated record.
CUAGUUUCACGCGCUGUCAAACGCGCUGCUGGAAAAGCAAAGCACGUCGCGUUAGGACAAUUUUCCCACAUUUCCUAACAAAACUCCUGCUCCUGUGCCAAUAAACUCUGCAAAUGUUGCGUUUUGCCGUUCCAAAACUGUGCAAGUUAAAAGUUACCUAACGAACAGUGUUUUGGUGGUCUCGGCGAAGGAAAACAACUCCGCUCGGAGUUUGUGUAUCAGCAUCCAAACAUACACUUCACUGACGGAGCAGAGAGCAGCACCAGAUUUCUUCGUAUAUGGAACAAGCCUCUGUGCCGCGAUACGUUUCCUUGAAGACUUUACAUUUUACCUGUAAAACCAGCACGAAAUGCAUCGAUAGCGGAUAUGCGGCUUUCAAGAAAGUCCCCGUAGAAAAGCAAUCCGAUUUGCUGUCGAAAUCAACCUUGUUUACGUGUAGGUGUGUGCGUGAGAAGCGUGUAUAGUGUGUGCGUGUGUGUCCCAUUGCAUCGUUUUGUAUGGAUCGCUGAGGGACGGAAAACGAAAGCUUCUCGCGAAGGGUAAAUCAAACCACCGCCAAUAUGAAGCAGCGAUCUUCCCAAACCGUCCAGUAUUAUUGCGGAAUGUUGAUGCUCACUGUGCUGCUGCUGCUGCUUCCGAUUCCGCUACGGUGUCAGGGAGCCGUGGCGUCUUCCAACACAAUCUUUGUAAAUAGCAUAGUUCCCUCGAUAAGCAACGUAAGUGUGAGUGUACCGAUAAGUUCCGAUAACAGCCAAGUGCCUUCGGUGGCGGUGAUAUCUGCUCCCACAUCAGCGCCACCCGUUCCAUCGUCAUCGUCAUCAGUGACGGCGUCUCUGCCAAGUUCCGGCAGCGUAACAACAUCCACCGCUACGAGUUCCGCAGACUAUAGCAUCCAGGACCUGACCAAAUCGCUGGCAACAACGUUCGAUCACAUCCGAAAUGGGGAGCUGAGUGUUCCAAACGUACAGAAAUUAUACGACAGCAUGGAAAUAAUAACAACGAUCCACAAUGAUGUCGAGCUGUUGGAUAAAAUCGCAGCUAAGCUAACACGCAAGCUAAACCAGACCAUAUCGGUGAUCGAAGAACUGCGACGAUACAUCCAACAUACGGGCAGCAAGUACGGUGCCAGGUACAACACGCUCAUCAAUCCGUGUCCGUACAGUGAGCUCAUAAACCCGUGGGAAGAUGAGGCUCCGUUCGAUCUGCAGAGCUUCAUACAAAGCACGAAGCUGUCGAACGUUUCACUUAGCAAACCGUACUCUCCGACGAGAGAUGUACUGGUGAGCGGAAAUGGUCCCAAUGGCAGCGCUGUCAGCGGUUUCCUAGAUUUCAGUGCCUUUCCUGCAAACGCAGAUUCGGAUCGCCCAAGGAUACGUGUCACUGAUCAGACGAUCGACGAUAAUAACGCCAACCUGCAGCAGCUGUUUACCGAGCACAGCGUUCUGAUGGAUGAGAACUAUCUCAGCUACCGGCAGCAGUUCUACCUUUCCUCGCUGGACCAUGCAAGCGCCUACAAAUGCCAUUACUAUCCCAGGGAUGGACGGCUCAAAGCAUUGUUCCUUUCGGCCGUGCGCAACAAGCAUGUGCUGAUUUUGCUUGACGUCGGCAACACGAUCACGUACGAUCAGCUCGAGGUGGCCAAAGCAAUCAGCAAAUUCGUCCUGUAUCUGCUCAACGAAAACGAUCGUAUUGCGGUCGUAGCGGUCGGACAGCGCGUCAUCACGUCGGACGAGUUCUUCGACUGCCGGAAACCGACUCGAUUCGUACGUGCCACGAUGGACGAAAAGGAUCGAUUGGUAGAUUUUAUUGAUUCCCUGAACAGAACAAAACAAGCGACGGAUCAUAGCGCAGGGUUCCAUUACGCGUUUGAAGCUUUCUCCGACAUUUACCGCACGCACGACGAUGAAGUUCCGGUAGUGUUUCUGUAUCUGGGUCGCGCACUGUUGCCGGCCGGCUCGACUGCACCGAAAAACAUCCUGCAAACCAUCCACGAAGGACAGACCCGCUUGCCGUAUCCGGUCAUUAUCAACAGCUGCUUAAUACUGCUGGACGAGCGUGAAGUGGCGCACGAAAAGCAACUGAUCGCGGACAUAAGCACACAAAACUACGCUCGAUACAACCUAUCGCAGGUGAUCUACCCAGCCGGGAAGAUGGUAAUGAUAUCGAAACAUUCUUUCGAUGCGCAGCGGUUCAUUGUGGCUUUGAUGGAACCGUUCUUAAGCGCGAGCCGGUUCAUCGAGGAACAUCUGCGAAUACACCUACCGUACUACGAUCCAUCGCUGCAGGACACUGUCGUUACCGUGAGCUAUCCCGCAGGAGUUCACGGGCUCGUGGGGGUUGAUCUGUAUCUGAGCGAUCUGGCGGAACAUGUUGCGUACUAUCGGCAGCAGGAUGACUCGUACGCUUUCCUUAUCGACGUACAGGGCAACACGAUUAUGCAUCCUUCCUUCCCACGUCCACUGGCAGCCCGUGGCAGCUUCUACAUUACCAACAUAACGCGCCUUGAGCAUGAACAUUUCGCGGCCGCGUACAAGCGGAUGGUAGUCGAACUGGAGGGCAACCUGCGCAUCAAUCACUACGGCACGAACCGUACCACCAUGUACUACUGGAAGCGUGUGUAUUCCUACAUCGUGUGCAUCGUCCGGACGCUCGGUGUCGAGUCCGGGUCGAACUCGUUAGAUGUGGCUGGAUCGCACCAGUUCCUCGCGCCGGAACACUUUCUGCAUCCGGUAACAUCCGCCGGAGAAGGAAGCGAUGGGCGAAACAGUGUGGAAUACAAUUUCAUUGCCGCCAGCAGCAUAACCACACGCAACCUUCUGUCGACAUUGCUGUAUCAUCGGAUUGAUAUUUUCCCUCCACAACUGCAACGACCACCGCCGGUUGAUCUGCUGCAAUCGGGUGGCGACGGGUCGCUGUGUCGGUUGGUGAAACAGCUGGCCGUGGUGGAUGCGAGCACACUUUACCUGAGUGCCUCCUCGUUCCAGUCACCGUUUACGCACAUUCGCAACAAUCGAGACGGUGCCGGUGAAGAGGUGAACGUGCGCACAAUACAGAACAUUAUGGCAUACCUGAAGGACACGUACGGCAAGCUGCUGUUCGCAAAUCCAGGACUGCAGCCCGACGUGCGCAGCGAUGUUUUAGCACUGUUGCAAAUUCUGUACGAUUACCAAUUGCGGCACGCACAAAGCAACCUUAGCCGGUACGUGGUGCGGCGGUAUGCGGCCACCGUCAAUGGUGUGCUGCAGAUGUUCCCGGGCGGAUUGCUCGAUACGGAUCUGGAGCCGACCAAGCGGCCAUGGUUUGUGAAGGCGAUGGAGUACCCGGGACGGUUGGUGUUCACACAGCCCUAUCUCGAUGCUGGUGGGGCGGGUUACGUUGUGAGUGUCGCAUACGCGAUAUCUGAAGCAAGAACCGGCGCCGGCAAUGGCAACAACGCGCAUAAAGCAAUUGCCGUUGUAUCGAUGGACUUUACGCAGACAUUCUUUUACAAGCUGUUGCUCGAUUCGGCCGCCAUUUGCAGUAUGGACAAUAUCAAGUGUUUCCUGAUGGAUGAUCGAGGUUACUUGGUAGCACACCCGAUGCUGGCGGAAGCGCCGGUACGGUCAAGAAACACGCGACGCCCGAUCGAACACAUAACGCACAAGGAAUCGCAAGUUGCCAACGACAUUCUCAAUCACAAACAGCUGGUCACGAAGAAGAUGUGCUACAACUACGUGAACCGAACGGUGCAGCGGUUCUAUCAGUUUAACAUGAGCCUGUCCGUGGACGACGUCAUUACCAAUCUUAUGUACGGCGAGAAAACCAAGUACCAGAUAGCACUGAUUCCGGGCACGAAUCUGUUCCUCGGUAUCGUCAACUCCACCAACGACGGUGGUGCUUUUUGUCCUUGCAGUACGGUCGGUAACUCGUGCCUCAACUGUAACCGGAUGGAGCAAACGGAAUGUGAAUGUCCGUGUGAGUGUCCCUUAGAUUACGGUGUUGCGGAUGGAGAAGGGAGCUGUACGGCACAACCCAAGCGCACGAAAUCGGCCAGCAAUUUCCCGGUACCCCUGUGCUCUCCACUGCCCGAGGAACUGAUCUCCAUGAGUGCCAUCAAUUAUGAGGCGGAUUACGAGCUGAAGAGCUGUUCGAACGUUAAUUGCGAAGAUUACCCGACGCAGGGCGAGUGUAUGGGUUUGGUUGGCUGCGAAUGGUGUCAGGUUGAUGUGGACGGUGAAAAUCGGCUCAACACUCCGUUCUGCACGGCACAGCUGGCCUGCUUUAACGGGAUAUUUGGAGCUCCCACCCCGUACGGAGAUGCCGCCUACACCGGUAACAAUAUGGAGUCCAUUUUGCCACCCGCGUACAGCUCGAUCGGUCCCGUUGCUGGUGCGAUCUUGGCGCUGUGCCUCGUGGUUGGUUUUGCGAUGUACUGCUUCCGCCAGAACGCCGACCAAAGUGGUGCCUCCGAACAUUUGUACGACGAUUUGGUCGCAGAUCACUGUCACGGGUUGCCGUUAUCUCGCUUCGAUCUGGAUGACGGUAGUCCGUCCGAUGAUUGUGACAUCAGCCGUACAAAUGCAAAGCAAAAUCUGCUGCUAAACGGGCAACACAACGCAAACUACAUGAUUAUCCCGAACGUUGCGUCACCGUACCAGAUGUCGUCGGAUUAUCGGCGUCCGAAUGGGGGAGGUGGCGGAGGCUCGUCCGAUCACGGCUACUCAACCAUGACGCACCACGAAGAGUCGGAACAUCUGUGCCUGUCCAAUGUGGACCCGCAAGGAAUGCCGACCGGGAGCAAUGGGCACGGGGCCGGUGCGGGCAACAAGCGGCUGUCCAUGUCGGACAGCGCAUCCAUCAGCACGUCCGUCUCAAGCCCGUACAGCAAUCAUACGGGCGGGCCAGGAAGCUCCUUCCUGUCAAAGCCACCGAUGCUCAACGAAUCAAAAAUGAUCGGAACGCCAGUGGAGCGGUUCACCGAUCCGGCCAUGCAAACGUUACUGCCCUCACCCACAUCCAUUUCGAGAACGGGUGUGCUGGGCAGUACGGUGCUGCCGCCAGGAUCACCCGUCGCGACCACCACCACCAACGGUCAUCACAUCCUCGUCCCUGUAACCGUCCAUCGAAAUAUGGAAGUUUCCUAAAACUGAGGUUUUGUAGCUCAGCUAGAACGAAGGUACCUUUUGUAACCUUCGAAUUUUAACACAAAACCGGAUACAGAUUUCCUCCACAUCCAUCCGGCGUUACGGAUGAUCGGUGUAUAGUUUUGUUGGCAUUCCCUCUCACAUGUAGGUUUGGUUUUAGACUGAUCAUUUCGCUUCUUCUCGUCUGUGCCCAUUCGCUUUAUGGAAGGUCCAUCAAUAUUAUAACCCGGAAGUUUUAGUUUAUCCCACACACACACACGAUCAAUCCUCAUCAAAUCGUUGCUUUAGGGAAAUGAUUAAAUGCUACGCAACGAACAUAACUCUCCUGACAUCACUUUACCUCGAGACUGAGAUUACUUCGGAAGGACAACGUUCCGUGAGCGGGAAUUUGUGUGCCGAAAAACGUAAUAGCUGCCAACAAAAAGUUGAACUCCUUACCCGGUGCGGGCGGCUUUUGCUCGCCCCGGGCACGGGAGACGCUUGCCUUUAUACUAUAUUUUUUGUUAUUGUUUAAGCUAGAUUUAAGAUGAUAGAACAAAUGAGGGAUGCGUGACGAAUAUCGAAUUAGAAACUAGCGGCAGCAGGUUAUACAGGCGCAGCUAUACCUUAAAGCACUCCUAAAGCAUUUAUUGCUUACCACUGACUAUUGUAAUAGAAAACCUAGACGAUACCCGGUUGUCGUAUAAUGUACCAUACAUUUUAAGUGAUUCACACCACAUAUCCCCAGUUGCUCGCCAGUGUUCUUGUGAAAGCGUACUUCCUCGAACAAACUUAUUUAGCAUUGAUCGUUCGACUAACGUUUAGCUGUAUACUGAAAUGCGGAGAGAUUGCUGAUCGUACGAUCACUCUGCAAACUGUUGUACCGAUGUGCUUCCUGUUUUGAUGUGCAGCUUUGUAGCUUUAAGUUUCACUGUACAAAUGUGGAUCGUGCGCUUGUGUUCCGGAAUCGAUUUUUUACACUUAUAACGCAAAGGGAACGCGAACACAUAUAUAUACCUCUAGCGAAUCGGAAUGUCCGCUGGUGCGGAAGAGAUUUGGUAACAUGUACAUGUAUAGUUUCUGUUUUAUGGCCGGAUAGUGUUGUGAUGGAGGCGAACGAAUGGGAAAACGAUUCGCCGCAUCCUAAAUAAACCUAUUUAACAGAUUUCAUACAAUUA